CCUGAACCAGGUGUGUCUCUCUGUGAUGUCACAUCAGGUUCAGCCAAUCAACAGGGCAGAGCAGCUCCUCACCACGACUCGUCAGGCGACAGCGCCGCCGCCAUCGAAAACCCAAAACACAGCGGAUGGAGAGGUCUGUGUCUUUCAGCAGUGUCACUGACUCCACCAUGUCGCUCAACGUCAUCACUGUCACUCUGAACAUGGAGCGGUAUAACUUCCUGGGUAUCAGUAUCGUUGGUCAAAGUAACGACCGAGGAGACGGAGGGAUUUAUAUCGGCUCCAUCAUGAAGGGCGGAGCUGUGGCAGCAGACGGACGCAUCGAGCCGGGAGACAUGUUACUGCAGGUACUAAUACUGUGUCCAUACUACUGUGUCCGUCCUACUGUGUUG
Molecule: messenger RNA, 389 nt
Organism: Plectropomus leopardus (leopard coralgrouper)
Lineage: Eukaryota; Metazoa; Chordata; Actinopteri; Perciformes; Serranidae
Source: RefSeq, a predicted model, not a curated record